AUGAGCCGGUCGAGGCACCUGGGCAAAAUCCGGAAGCGUCUGGAAGACGUCAAGAGCCAGUGGGUCCGGCCAGCCAGGGCUGACUUCAGUGACAAUGAGAGCGCCCGGCUGGCCACAGACGCCCUCUUGGAUGGGGGUCCUGAAGCCUACUGUCGAGCGCUCAGCCAGGAAGGUGAGGUGGACUUCCUGUCCUCAGUGGAGGCCCAGUACAUCCAGGCCCAGGCCAGGGAGCCCCCCUGCCCCCCAGAACCUCUGGGAGGGGCCGAGCCAGGCCCUAAGGCACUGGACUCCAGCUCCCUGCAGUCAGGCACCUACUUCCCUGUGGCCUCGGAGGGCAGCGAGCCCGCCCUACUGCACAGCUGGGCCUCGGCCGAGAAGCCCUACCUGAAGGAAAAAUCCAGCGCCACUGUGUACUUCCAGACCGACAAGCACAACAACAUCAGAGACCUCGUCCGCCACUGCAUCACCCGGACCAACCAGGUACUGGUCAUCCUGAUGGAUGUGUUCACGGAUGUGGAGAUCUUCUGUGACAUUCUAGAGGCAGCCAACAAGCGUGGGGUGUUCGUUUGUGUGCUCCUGGACCAGGGAGGUGUGAAGCUCUUCCAGGAGAUGUGUGACAAAGUCCAGAUCUCUGACAGUCACCUCAAGAACAUUUCCAUCCGAAGUGUGGAAGGAGAGGUGUACUGUGCCAAGUCAGGCAGGAAAUUCGCUGGCCAAAUCCGGGAGAAGUUCAUCAUCUCAGACUGGAGGUUCGUCCUGUCUGGAUCUUACAGCUUCACCUGGCUCUGCGGACACGUGCACCGGAACAUCCUCUCCAAGUUCACGGGCCAGGCGGUGGAGCUGUUUGACGAGGAGUUCCGCCACCUCUACGCGUCCUCCAAGCCCGUGAUGGGCCUGAGGUCCCCGCGGCUGGUGGCGCCCGCCCCGCCCCGAGCAGUCCCGGCCAACGGCCGCCUCAGCAGCAGCAGCGGCUCCGCCAGUGACCGCACGUCCUCCAACCCCUUCAGCGGCAGCUCCGCGGGCAGCCACCCCCGCGCCCGAAGCGUGUCGGCGUCUCCAGGGCCCGGCAGCCCUGCGGCCCCGCACCCGCCUCCACCGCCCCGGUUCAAGCCGCGCCACAGUCCCUGGGGGGCCCCGAGUCCCCAGGCCCACUUGUCCCCGCGGCCCCACGACGGCCCGCCCGCGGUCUACAGCAACCUGGGCGCCUACAGGCCCACGCGGCUGCAGCUGGAGCAGCUGGGCCUGCUGCCGAGGCUGACCCCCGCCUGGAGGCCCUUCCUGCAGGCCUCCCCUCACUUCUGAAGGUCCCUUCCCCCGCUGCCCUCCGAAGGCCCAGGCUGGGCACUCCCGGGGGCCCCAGGACCCACCCCCACAGCGA
This is a messenger RNA of Saimiri boliviensis boliviensis (Bolivian squirrel monkey), 1378 nucleotides long. RefSeq names its product family with sequence similarity 83 member A (gene SACK1A). The record is from RefSeq and is a predicted model, not a curated record. Lineage: Eukaryota; Metazoa; Chordata; Mammalia; Primates; Cebidae. Gene Ontology annotation, molecular function: protein kinase binding. Gene Ontology annotation, biological process: epidermal growth factor receptor signaling pathway.